AUGUUGUCUAUGGCAUGGUAUGUUGAAAAUGUCAAAUUGAAUUGCCAAAAUUAACGACUUUCAUUUCCUUGAGAAUUUGACUGUUUUUUAUUUUUUUUGGCUUACAAAUCGAGUAAUUACAAUAUUUUAAGCAAUACAUUAAAGCUAAUCUUUUGAGGAAUGGACGUCGACGAGCUAUCAUUAGCGGAGAGAUGCGAGAAUUUAAUGACCGCAGUCGUGGAGACACGGAAGCAGUUCGGAAAAAAGUGUAUUGACUACCAGCACAAAACUUCUCGUGUGGAAAACCAGUUGCUUCAACUACGUCUGGAGAGUUUCGCUAAUUACGAGAAACGGAAGCUCCCGCAGUUCGAUAUCGAUGACAUGGCCCUGAACAUCGAAGAUAUCAAAGCGGAGAUCAUGGAGAAACAGAUUAGGAUCGAGAAUUUGUGUAAAAGACUUAAUGAUACUCAGGAGGUGUUGUUGCAGGUGCAAAACGAUAAUAUUACGAAGAAAAUGCAUCAGCCGGUCACGAUAGAUACGCUUAUGGCGCGAGCUAAGGCUAAAAAUGGAGGGGAAUUGUGAGAUACAUGCCCAUGUAGAGGUAAAACCAUCAAGGAGGUAUCAGUGUGAAGGAAGAGUACUCCAGUGAAAACUAGACAAGAAUUUGUGGUCUGUAGAACCAUUAUUAAUAUUGUAUGUAUGUAUAAACUCUUUAUUAUACUAAACAAAUAUGACACAGGAUAGGCAGUACAAAUGCGAACUUAUCCCUUUAGGGAUUUCUUCUAGUUAACCUUUGACUUGAUGAGAUUGUGUGUGGACUUACCAAGGACACUUGGCUUUGCCCUUUUUAGCAAUUGUGCCUACUUUGAAACCAUAAUGUAUGCACAUUUAAUGAUAAGAAAAAAUGUGAUAUAAUUUCAUUAUUUUUACUUUAUCCAACAUUUCGACUUUGUUGCACUAGCUAUCGUUGUCGUAUGGAGGACUGACAUCCCAGUAAAAUGUCAAGAAAGAUAGAGAUAACUCUUCAAGUGGCAUAUGUUGUUUUUGAGUUGAAAGUUAAAUGAUGUAAUCGGUCGGGAGUCGACGGCCAACCACUCCAAGGGUUAAACAAUACUAGACCCGUAAGUUGUUGUUGAGAUUCAAGAUGGCGAAGAAGAUUAGGCUGGGUGAAGGAGUCCCGCAAUUUGAUCGCAAGUUUACCGCAAAUCUGUGUAGUAAGGUUGGCAACCCUAGCCAAGAGAUAGACACAUUUUACCUGCCCUGCUGUUCAUUCCUCUAGCCGCCCACCAGGACUCAAACUGCAAUGGAA
Messenger RNA from Cydia pomonella (codling moth), 1288 nucleotides. RefSeq lists its product as uncharacterized. NCBI's taxonomy places the organism in Eukaryota, Metazoa, Arthropoda, Insecta, Lepidoptera, Tortricidae. The record is from RefSeq and is a predicted model, not a curated record. The coding region runs from base 160 to 561 and encodes 133 amino acids. The transcript is spliced from 2 exons.